GAGUGAUUCGUUUCGGUUUGUUUUUGGAGUUUCCAUCACGGACUCAUCAGGAACGUCGUCGUUGCCGUUGCCGGUCCGGGAAUAUGUGUGUGCGUGGUGCAGCUGCGUUCCGUUCGCUCGUUUCACUGCAGAUGAAUUAAUUGGUGGAAAUAUUUACAAGCAAAUUCAUUGGAGCGACCACAAAUCCAAUUACACUUAAACAUAUUCAUAUUCAUUAUUGGAUAUUCGUUAUUCGUGGAGUGUUUUUUGUGUGUGUAAUUACUUAAUUGAGCAUCUAAAAAGAGAAAAGGGUUUCGCUGCCACACGCCAUUACAUCUUGGGGGGAACAAACAGAGAGCAAACAGAAACCAUCAAAAUUGAUUGCUUUAACAUGGACUCGAAUUCGGUGAGCCCCCUGCCGCCGCUGGAGGCACCAUUGGCCAUGUUGGACAGCGAGAAGACACCGCCUGGGACCCCGAACGGCAUCGAGAUGCCGCCACCGCCAGACGAGAAGCGCUAUGAGGAGGAUCCGGAUAAUGCCUGGAACUGCUGCUCCUGGUGCGAGUACUUGCUGAUCGUGAUACUCUCCACCAUUCUGCUGGUGGGUGUCCUGGUGCUGACCCUCUUCUGGGUGAUGUUCUAUCGCGAUGGCUUCGCCUGGUCCGAGAGCCCCAAGCAGCAGUUCAAUCUGCAUCCCAUCCUGAUGAUUGCCGGUUUCGUCACUCUCUCUGGAUUUUCCAUCUUGAUCUAUCGCCUGUGCCGGUGCGUGAAGCACAUCUAUGUGAAGCUGAUCCACAUGUUCUUUCACGCCAUUGCCAUUCCGUGCAUCGCCCUGGGUUUCCUCUCCGUCUUCGACUCCCACGAGGCAUUGCAAAAGGUGAACUUCUACAGCCUGCACUCGUGGCUGGGUUUCGUGACUAUGGGCAUGUUUGUGCUGCAGUUUGUGAUCGGAUUCUUCAGCUUUCUGGUGAUGCUCUGCUGUGAGAACAAAACCUACAGCUGCCGCUCCGCCAUGGUGCCCAUACACGCCAGUCUGGGUCUGGCCAACUUCUGGCUGGCCAUUGCCACAUCUGUGACGGGUCUCAUUGAGAAGGAGCGCGAGACGGUGGCCGAGACCAACGUGAGCGCCGAGAACAAGCUCAUCGAGCAUUACAUCACCAGUGCCAUCGGCAUUACUCUGAUCUUCAUCGGGAUCAUUGUCACCUUUGCGGUGCGACGAUCCAACGCUCCUGCCUCGGCCAAAGUCUACGUAACCGAACGCAUUUAGGAUGUUCCAGCUGGACCCAGCCAACCACAGCCAGUGCAGGAAGAACGUCUCAAAGGAGACGCAUCCAAGGACUCAGAGCUUUGAACCAUUGUCGUCCUGUCGUGAAAGGCUUAGCACAAAACAGAUCACGCUUCUGCAUACUCUAUCCUAUCCAUUCAUACCUGUUAUAACGUUUUACAUCCAUAUGUUGUAUAUGCCAAAUUUAAUUCCCUCUACUGCGUAAAUCAAAGAACCUUUCUCACCCAUCCAAUGGCAGUUUAAACUCCUAAGUAGAUUUGUAGGUUUAGGAAUCUCAAAGCAUUACCGCCUCACCACUUGGUAGUAGACAGUAA
Molecule: messenger RNA, 1578 nt
Organism: Drosophila subobscura
Lineage: Eukaryota; Metazoa; Arthropoda; Insecta; Diptera; Drosophilidae
Gene: nemy
Product: probable ascorbate-specific transmembrane electron transporter 1
Exons: 6
Coding region: 371-1246 (291 amino acids)
Molecular function (GO): oxidoreductase activity
Source: RefSeq, a predicted model, not a curated record